UGACUUCGAGGAAGAGUUUUACGAAGAAUUCUUCCGCCAACGGAUUACCAAUAAAUAUUAUGAGGAGUUUAUAGAAUUUAGACAAGGUGACCUGACGGUGGAAGAAGCAAUCAAAAAGUUCAAUAGGCUAGCUCAUCUCUGCUCAGAGCUAGUAAGUACAGAGAAAGAACGAGUCAGACUGAUGCUCCGAAUGCUGAGGCCAGAAAUAGCACUUAAUGUGAGUAAUGGAACUCACCAACCACUGACUGGUGAAGAGCUGGUCAGCAGGGCAUUAGUCGCUGAGCACUAUCUGAACAGCAUCAAGUCACAACAAGCGCUACUCAAGCCAGUAAAGUUAGAAGACAAGACAGUGGGGAAUCAGAGAGCUCAUUCAAGUGAUCAGAACUGGAAGGGCAAGGGUAAUAAAAGGAAGCAAUGGAAUUCAGGAGGUAGCCACGAGGGAGGUCCAGCAAACAAGCAAACCAAGUUUCCUCCCUGUCCUAAGUGUGGAAGAGUGCAUCUAGGAACCUGUCUUUUGGGUACGACCGGAUGUUAUUCAUGUGGGCAAGAAGGACAUCUAGCUAAAGCAUGUCCUAACAAGUUUAAGGCACCUCAGCAACAGUCAGUGCAAUAUGGAGGCAGGCCUACACAGUUACACCAUAUGAUAACAUCACUAGAGGGACCCUAUCUCAGUCAGGGAAGGUUGGAAGCUCCACCAGUUCAAACUGAUGCCACAGUAUUUUCUCUCACUAAGGAAGAAGCUGCCAGUGCCUCCGUGGUAGUCACAGAUAAAAGAUAAAGGAAAAGGAUAAGAAGGAAGGCGACAACGAGAUGCUGUGA
Molecule: messenger RNA, 819 nt
Organism: Zingiber officinale
Lineage: Eukaryota; Viridiplantae; Streptophyta; Magnoliopsida; Zingiberales; Zingiberaceae
Exons: 2
Coding region: 182-778 (198 amino acids)
Molecular function (GO): nucleic acid binding; zinc ion binding
Source: RefSeq, a predicted model, not a curated record